AUUAUUUUCUCUCUUCUGACUACUAUUCUCUCCAAGAACUCAGUAGCAAAUAAUAAAAAUAUUAUAUUAUUAUUAUUAUUAUGUCUCCUUCAUCUUCAUCUUCAUCAUCAUCAAGAUGGUGUCCAACACCAGAACAGUUGAUGAUCUUGGAAGAGUUAUACAAAAGUGGAAUAAGAACUCCAAAUGCUUCACAAAUUCAAAGAAUCACUGCUCAUCUCUCUUUAUAUGGAAAAAUUGAAGGCAAAAAUGUUUUUUACUGGUUUCAAAAUCAUAAAGCUAGAGAUAGACAGAAACUCAGAAGAAAACUUCUUAAGCAAAUUCAACAGCAGCAGCACCAGCAGAUUUUUCAUCAUCAUUAUGAUCAUCAACUUCAGAUGCAGCACUUUAAUCAAUCAAGCCACCUUCUCAACUAUUUUGAUCUUCCUGCUCCUCCUCCUCCUCCGAUUCCUAGUUCAUCUUUUCAACCACUGUCUUCUGCUGCCUUUUUUCCUCUUCAUCAUCAGGGAGGAAUUGAAGGUGCAGCGACACAAAUGAUGAAGAAUAAUAAGACAUGGAAUAAUAUGGAGAUGGAGAAUUGGAGGAUGAGAACGUACGGCUAUGAUUGGAUGAUGAUGAUGGAUGAAAUGGGAGAGUCAUCAGAAGGUACCAAAAAACCACUGGAAACACUUCAACUUUUUCCAAUCACAGCAACAAAUCUGAAAGAAGAAUGCAAAAACAACAACACAUCAGCAUCAUCAUCAUCCAAUUACUAAACCUAAAUAUGUAGGCAGCUGCUUUGUUGGGUACUUUUCAAAAUGUCAUCAUGAUAUGCAUAUUGCUUAGUAGAAAUAAAUAUAAGUAUUAAUUUAACCUA
Mercurialis annua (annual mercury) is the source of this 853-nucleotide messenger RNA. Its product is annotated as WUSCHEL-related homeobox 3. The transcript is spliced from 2 exons. Gene Ontology annotation, molecular function: DNA binding; DNA-binding transcription factor activity. Lineage: Eukaryota; Viridiplantae; Streptophyta; Magnoliopsida; Malpighiales; Euphorbiaceae. Gene Ontology annotation, biological process: plant organ development. The record is from RefSeq and is a predicted model, not a curated record. Bases 81 to 752 code for a protein of 223 amino acids.